This is a messenger RNA of Drosophila montana, 1748 nucleotides long. It is a transcript of the gene ND-49L, whose product is annotated as NADH dehydrogenase (ubiquinone) 49 kDa subunit-like. Gene Ontology annotation, molecular function: oxidoreductase activity, acting on NAD(P)H; NAD binding; quinone binding. The record is from RefSeq and is a predicted model, not a curated record. Gene Ontology annotation, biological process: mitochondrial electron transport, NADH to ubiquinone. The coding region runs from base 85 to 1689 and encodes 534 amino acids. The transcript is spliced from 2 exons. Lineage: Eukaryota; Metazoa; Arthropoda; Insecta; Diptera; Drosophilidae.
AUUAUAUCAGUUCUUAACCAUUUCAAACUCAUAAAAUUUGACAAAAAAUAUUGGCAAACUAUUUUGAACUGAUUUGAGUUGAAAAUGGCCCGGCGAUUGGAUAAGGUGCGAGAGCUGGCGGAAAAACUUUUUACACCAUCGGAAAUACAUCGUUUUAAUGCAUAUCGAGAUAAUUUUUCAAAAAAAUAUUUGAAUUUGAAUUCGUAUAGCUUGAGGUGGUCCUUUAAGCGUCCCAGACUGUCAGUUUCUAUGCCCAAGUGGAUUAAUUCGCGGUACUUUACUACUAAAAAAACCAGUGAGGAAUGCUGUUGCGAGCGACCCGACCACUUGCAGCCGAAUUGUGAAAUCGAUUGGGAUUCGGUGCAUCCACCGGGUCAACCCUAUAAGCCCCGUGACACACACUACUGGUAUCCAGAUCCGGAAUAUUUGGAGCAAUUCCAGGGCCAGGUCUUUUGGCCAAUGGGCGAUGAAUGGAAGAAGCGGCCAAAUCCAUCGAGUCGCUACUUUCCGCCUAUCAAUCGCACAUUUCGCAGCAAGUUUAUCAACUUUGGACCCGCACAUCCAGCGGCACAUGGAGUGCUCCGCAUGAUCCUGGAGCUGGACAAUGAGACGGUGCUCUCGGCUGAUCCGCAUAUUGGCUUAUUGCACCGUGGCACGGAGAAACUCAUCGAGUACAAGACGUACACCCAGGCCUUGCCCUAUUUUGAUCGCCUCGACUAUGUCUCGUGUAUGGCCUGCGAGCAGGCCUAUUCUCUGGCCGUAGAGAAGCUGCUGAACAUUGAGAUCCCACCGAGGGCCAAAUUUAUUCGGACUCUCUGCGGCGAGCUAAUGCGUCUCACCAAUCACACUAUGGCCGUGGGCACAUCCGUUCUGGACUGUGGCGCCAUCACGCCGCUUUUCUGGCUCUUCGAGGAACGCGAGAAGCUGUACGAGUUCUCAGAGCGCUUGUCAGGCGCUCGUCUGCACGCGGCGUAUAUUAGACCGGGCGGUGUGGCCCAGGACAUGCCCAUAGGCUUCAGCGAUGAUCUGUAUAAGUUCAUCAAGGCCUUCAGCGAUCGCCUCGACGAGGUCGAGGAUGUCGUUACCGAUAAUCGCAUUUGGCGCAUGCGCAACAUUGGCAUCGGCCGCAUCUCGGCGCACGACGCACUCAACUAUGGCUGCACGGGUCCCGUGCUACGGGCCACGGGCGUCAAAUGGGAUCUACGUAAACAGCAGCCCUACGAUGCCUAUGCUGAUAUGAAGUUCGACGUGGCCAUCGGCUCGCAGGGCGAUUGCUACGAUCGUUACCUCGUGCGCGUGCGUGAAAUGCGCGAGUCGUGCAGUAUCAUUUUGCAGUGCUUGGACUUGAUGCCGCCGGGCCACAUCAAGGUGGAUGAUCGCAAGAUUAUGCCGCCACAGCGUCGCAAAAUGAAGACUGGCAUGGAGGAUCUCAUACAUCACUUCAAGCACUUCUCGCAGGGCUAUUGUGUCCCGCCGGGGGAGACCUACACGGCCGUUGAGUCGCCCAAGGGCGAGUUUGGCGUUUAUCUGGUCUCGGAUGGUAGUUCGCGACCAUAUCGAUGCAAGAUUCGGGCCGCUUCCUAUACGCAUUUGGCGCUCCUGAGCAAACUUUCGCCUUCAUAUCUGCUAGCCGACGUUGUGGCUAUUAUCGGUUCGCUGGACAUAGUUUUUGGCGAGAUCGACCGCUAGCCGAAUUUAGUGUGUGAAGGUACUUAAGAAUUGCCAAAAUAAAGAGCUUUAAACUCAAA